AUGUUGGAGAACCUACAGGGUAGACUCAACGGACGAGCCUAUGAUUUAAAUCGGGCAAAACAACAUUUCCAAAAUUUAGAGAAAAGAAUUGCAGAUCAAAAGAAAGUAACAAACGGCCGUGAAGCCUUGCUGAACGAAUUCCAAACUUCAACUUGGACUACCUUUCAACGUCGCCAAGAUGGCUCUGUAAAUUUCCAUCGCAAUUGGACUGAAUAUAAAAACGGCUUUGGUAAUGCUCCCCAAGGCGAAUUCUUUUUGGGUCUACAAAAACUUCAUGAACUUACUUCAGAGGCACCACAUGAACUAUUGGUCAUUUUGAGAGAUUGGCAAGAUGAUGUACGUUAUGCCCACUAUGAUCACUUUGCAGUGGGUAGUGAAAAUGAGAAAUAUUCACUUAUGGAAUUGGGUUUGUAUAGUGGCAAUGCUGGUGAUGAUUUGAAAAACUUCAAAGGCAUGAAGUUUUCAACAUUUGAUUCCGACAAUGAUGCUAGUGAUGAAUUUCAUUGUGCAGAACUUUUCACCGGUGGAUGGUGGUUUGAAAGUUGCGGUCUAAGCAAUUUAAAUGGUCGUUAUUUAAAAGGAAGAGAUUCAAGCACUGGCGUGACCUGGUCUGAAUGGAGAGGUGAAGAGUACUCUUUGAAAUUUGCUGAAAUGAAAAUACGCCGCAAGAAUGUGGCAUAA
Molecule: messenger RNA, 681 nt
Organism: Stomoxys calcitrans (stable fly)
Lineage: Eukaryota; Metazoa; Arthropoda; Insecta; Diptera; Muscidae
Product: fibrinogen C domain-containing protein 1-like
Exons: 4
Coding region: 1-681 (226 amino acids)
Source: RefSeq, a predicted model, not a curated record